GAUUGUUGCUAUGGUAAUAAAGAUGACGGCAUGAGCAUCGUGGAUCCUCGAGUUUGUCUGUUGGUGGUGCUGGUGUCGUCGUCGUGGUAUGUGGGCGUUCGAGGAUUGCAGAAUGAUCAGAUCUGCAAGAGGAAGGAGUUGUCGCAGCAGGCUGGACGACCUCCGACCGGACUGACGGCCUCCUUCAACGUCACCGAGGCUGCAUCUCGUCUCCUCGAAGAUCUGACCACGAGAAACACUUCGGAAGCAACAGCAAAGCUUCUCCUCAGCAGAGAACAAGACGUUGCAGCCGUCAUAGCCGAAUUCACCGGGACCAGCAUCCUCGUUCUGAACGUGCGAGGCACCAUGAAAGUAUUCCACAACGCGACCAGAAAAACAGCCGUCCUUUGGGAUGCGUUCAAUCAAGACGAAGGUGAAGGUUGGGUCGACUUCGUCUUGGAUUGUUACACGACGCACAAGACCUGGCUGAGACCUUACAGGGUGAAAGGAUCUUCCGGAUCGAAGAUCGGGCUGUUCGUCACCGUCGACCUCGACAGAUGUGAUCCCGUGUACGAGGAAGUGUUCGAGGGUCCUCCGCAUUGCCAUCAGGAAUCCACCUACUGCGUCUCCGGUCGUGAAUGGGGCGAUAAGGGCUCGAGCUAUUGGUGUCGUUGUCAGGAGGGUUUCUACCGUCCCGAGGCCAAUUUUACAUGGAAAGGAUUUUCCGGCGAGGACAUCGAGAACGGUCUUAUCGACUCUUACCGAUGCGAGGUAUGCCCAGCUCACUGCGAUAUCUGCACGAAGGGUGGAAUCUGCUCCGCCAAGAGAGACAUCUACCUGAGGACCGUGAUCAUGGGGCUGCAAUUAUCCUGCAUGGCCGUGACCAUCAUAAUGGCGUUGGUCGUCUUCAAGCAGAGGAAAUGCAAAACGAUCGCUUCGGGGAUGUGGACUAUCUUGGAAACCAUCCUCUUGGGAAUCUUCCUGCUUUAUUCGACGGUUGUGGUGAGGUUCUUCGAGCCGUCCGUGGGUCAAUGCUUGCUGGAGCCUUGGGCGAGAGAGCUGGGCUUCGUCAUAUGCUACGGUGCGAUCAUCCUGAAGCUGUACAGACAUUUGAUCGAAUUCAGGACGCGGAAGGCUCAUCGUUGGGUCGUCAAGGAUACCGAUCUGUUGAAGUAUCUGCUGAUCAUGGUCGUAUCACUACUGGCCUACAUGGCUGCAUACACGACGACAGCAUUGGAUUUCAUGAGAGAAGACUUCAGUCUAUUGUACAAAGGCAGGACGGGUCAGGGACUCUACUUCGAGGCAUGCAAACCGAUGUGGUGGGAUUACGUGACCGAGCUGGGGGAGAUCACCGUCCUCGUCUUCGGCAUACAUCUGAGUUACGCGAGCCGAAACGCUCGCACUCAGUUCCAUGAACGAAGAUUUCUGUGCGCCGCGAUCUGCAUCGAGCUUGCAGUAAGCUCGAUCUUCUACCUAUCGAGAAUCUGGAUCUUACCUGGUCUCCAUCCGGACGCCGUCCUCAUAGCAACCUGCUUACGGACCCAGUGCACCGCAACGCUCACCCUCCUGCUCGUCUUCGUGCCAAAAUUUUGGUAUCAACAGAAACAGGUCAGAUCUUUGGCGCAGGAAUAUUCCUGCAGGUUUCCCGUCGAUGCUUUCAAGGAUGUUAACGCGCAUGGACCGUUGACCGGGAACAACAGCGACGUCGAAGUGGGGGAAGUCACCCUGGCCGACAUGAGUCCCGACGAUAUAAGGGCCGAGCUGAAGCGGCUCUACACGCAGUUGGAGAUCUUCAAGACCAAGACCAUCUGCAGGGACAACCCGCACAUCUCCAAACGCCGAGGUGGCAGGAAAGCUCAGCACAGAAGAUUCAGCUUGCAAAAGAAAGGAAGUCGUGAAAGGAAUCUCUACGGUAAACAUCGAGUUCAGAAGCCAGCGCCGGAGGAGACGACGGAAGCAGAGCCAUCGCGGACUCCUGAAGACUCGGUGUGCAGCGUGGAGGGAGCGAGCGGAGAUCCGCAGGUCGCCGAUUGCAGCGGCGCCAAGGCGUGAACCUUCCCGUCGUCGCUGAAUCCUCAGCUUUUCUGCUUGCCGCAUCUUUGGAGGUGUCCCGAGGGAGGAGGAGGCAACGUUCCGCUUCGGUAGAAGAAGAGUUAUCGUCGCUCUCGUCCUUGGGACAGCCGAGGAGCUGUGUCUGAGGUGCGUUCGCUGGUCCUGCUCAUCUAGUGGACGCCGAUCGAGGCUCCGGGGUUUCUGAGACCCCGGGGCCGACGAUGCCCCACGUCCAACUGCUGCGCAAGCCCUAAGGUGCAGGCGUCCUAAAGGGCUUCGACCGGAUGCCCACCGAUCACCUGUAAUAACACCAGAGGAGACCCGAGACCGACGGAGAGGGCGAUCGAUGGACGAGAAGUCACCAUGACGGACCAUCGUCGGUGGUCAGUCGUCAGAGACCCUUGCGUCCGGCCACACUUCCGGAUGGUCCACCGUGAAGCCCUCGGAGGGCAGCCGAGAAGUGUGGCCGAAGAUCUUAACACCAACAGCACGACCACCAUCACAACCAACGUCGAAGAUCAUGCGUUUGGUAUAUUCGUGAUGAUCAAUGGACCCCGGUUAAAUAACAGACCAGAAGGACAAAACCGCGUCUGGACGAGGGCCGCAGUUCGGGAGCGGCCCACUCCGACCCCGUUUCACAGAGACAGACCAACAGAGAUCUGCUAAACCCACAAAUUACACUUAGCUGAAAAUAGACGAAAUCAUUUCAAAAAAACCACCAAGAAAAAAAAGAAAAGGGACAAUGUACAUUUUAAAUUUUUCUCAUGCUGCACCCUUGCAUGCUCGAUGUUGAUCACCAACAGCACCAUCGAAAUGGUAAAGUCGGAUCGAUGAUGAUUAUGUGAAUUGGGGCAAGACGAUGGUUGCGACACAUUCGUCACAACAGUUCUUCUUUGGAUAUCGUCGUCAGGCGAAUUUGACUCGCAACCAGGCACGAACGCAUCCCGGUGUGCUCGUGCUUCGCGUUUGGAACCUUUCCCACUUCGAUUCCCUCGACUUUCCACAGGACGCCGGGGAGCAACGCGCGCCGAAAUCGUAUCUUACCAACACGAUUCCCGCACGCGUUGCCCCCUCGACCCCACGGAUCCCGUUCAAUGAAAUCCGCCCAUCGUCUGCUACGAUGGUGAUGGACCUCUCAGCGAGCGAAUCUGAAAGCGUCCCAAUAGCGAACAGGGUCAAGCUUGGAUCGGAUCUAGUAUACUACUACUAACCAUUACUACUACUCCUAGACGCGAUCCGACCUGGACCCAGACGCCGUUUCUGUAAAACAAAAAGGGGGAACCGUGCGCACGUUCCGAAGAUUCCUUAGAUCUUUCAGGUGGAAGUUUCAGAUUCCCUUCCCCAUGUUCGGGUUGCAGCUGGCCUCUUCCUUUGAUUACGAACGAUCGCGCCUUCUACUACCAACGCCUAAGUUGAAACCCUUUUCAGUUCGAAAGCCUGGGUUAAUGAAAAC
Molecule: messenger RNA, 3484 nt
Organism: Nicrophorus vespilloides
Lineage: Eukaryota; Metazoa; Arthropoda; Insecta; Coleoptera; Silphidae
Gene: smog
Product: probable G-protein coupled receptor 158
Exons: 9
Coding region: 31-2031 (666 amino acids)
Biological process (GO): G protein-coupled receptor signaling pathway
Cellular component (GO): membrane
Molecular function (GO): G protein-coupled receptor activity
Source: RefSeq, a predicted model, not a curated record